UUAAGGAUGACCAAGGGGAACUUAACCAUCAUUACAGAAUUUAUUCUUCUGGGGUUUUCUCUAUCCCCAGCGCUGGAAGUCUCCCUCUUUGUGUUAUUCCUCGCCGUCUACGUUAUCACUCUGGUUGGAAAUAUUGCCGUGAUCACGCUGACCAGCCUGGAUGUCCACCUUCAAACGCCCAUGUAUUUCUUCCUCUGCAACCUGGCCGUCUUGAAUAUCUGCUGCACUUCGGCCGUAGUGCCCAAGAUGCUGGCUAACUUCUUGGCAACGAGGAAGUCCAUCUCCCCGGCCCUUUGCGUCGCUCAGAUGUACAUCAGCCUGUUCCUAGGGGCGGCGGAGUGCAUCUUCUUAGCCGUGAUGGCCAUUGACCGCUAUGUCGCCAUCUGCCACCCGCUGCGUUACGCCGUGCUCAUGAACAAGCGAGUGUGUGUUGGCAUGGCCGCCGGGUCAUGGAUCAUGACCUUUCUCGGCUCAGUGGUGCCUCUCUCCGCCUUGCAGCUCCCUCUCUGCGGCUUCAACGUCAUCGACCACUACUUCUGCGAAGUCCCGGCCAUGCUCCAGCUAGUGUGCGCCGACACUUCCGUAAGCGAGAGCGCCAUGUUCAUGGGGGGCAUUGCGACUGAAAUAUUCCCCUUUAUCCUAAUCCUGCUCUCCUAUAUACGCAUCAUGGUGGCCAUCUUGCGCAUCACCUCUGCCAAGGGCAGGCAGAAAGCCUUUUCCACCUGCUCGGCGCACCUGAUGGUGGUGACGAUUUUCUACACCACGGCCAUGCUCAUGUACAUGCGGUCCAAGGAGCAGCGCACUGCAGAGCAGGACAAGGUGAUCUCGGUCUUCUAUACCAUCAUAAACCCCAUGAUCAACCCAAUCAUAUAUAGCUUACGCAAUGCAGAGAUCAAGAGGGCUCUGACAAAACUCGUCGGGCGGACCAAAAUGGCCCAGGGGUAA
This is a messenger RNA of Hemicordylus capensis (graceful crag lizard), 945 nucleotides long. RefSeq names its product olfactory receptor 10A7-like. NCBI's taxonomy places the organism in Eukaryota, Metazoa, Chordata, Lepidosauria, Squamata, Cordylidae. Gene Ontology annotation, molecular function: olfactory receptor activity; G protein-coupled receptor activity. The coding region runs from base 7 to 945 and encodes 312 amino acids. The record is from RefSeq and is a predicted model, not a curated record. Gene Ontology annotation, cellular component: membrane. Gene Ontology annotation, biological process: G protein-coupled receptor signaling pathway. The transcript has a single exon.